Molecule: messenger RNA, 639 nt
Organism: Lathyrus oleraceus (garden pea)
Lineage: Eukaryota; Viridiplantae; Streptophyta; Magnoliopsida; Fabales; Fabaceae
Product: embryo-specific protein ATS3B
Exons: 3
Coding region: 1-507 (168 amino acids)
Molecular function (GO): protein binding
Source: RefSeq, a predicted model, not a curated record
AUGAAAUCUCUUACCUUAAUCCUCACAUUCUCCAUUAUCGUUGCUUAUUCACAUGCAACAUCAACAUUGGUCACUCUUCUUCAAUCUCAACUUAAUCAAUAUUCCACACUUAACCUUACCCAACAACAAAUUAAUGAGACUAAACUGAUGGAAAUGGGAAUGUGCUCUUACAGAAUUACUAUAAAGACAAGCUGCAAUUCUCCAAAAUAUACAAAAGAUACAAUUGGUAUUUUAUUUGGAGAUGCUUAUGGCAAAGAGAUUACUGCGUUAAAAGUAUAUCCUGAGUCUGAAAUGUUUGAGCGGUGCAAGACACUUAUAUAUGAAGUAUUGGGACAUUGUAUUGGCAAAAUCUGCAAAUUGUAUGUUGCUAGGGUUGGAUUGGAUGGUUGGAUGCCAGAGACUAUCAUCGUAUACGACCAUAACGACCCACCUAUAAGUGUCAACUACAAUUAUUUCAUUCCCGAGGGUAUACGUCAGGGCUCCGAUUAUUGUGGACAUCAAAUUUAAUUUUAUAUUCCUUAAACACGUUUCUUUUCAUCAAAGAUCAAAUUGUCAAUAAGCAUAUAAAAGUAGCCUAAUGUGUAGUGUGUGAGUUUGAUUGAUUGUUUUUGUUAGAUAAUGUGUAACGGAUUUUUAUUA